CACCGUGCUAAUAUCCUCAACGCUCAUUGGCUCGUCUUCCGGAAGGCUUUGUGGGGAUAUUUGGGUGUAGUUUGUUCCUGUCGUGUGACUGUACGUAGAAGCACUUCUAAAACUACAUUUCCCAACUGUAAAAAGUAUUUGCGACGCUAUCUUUUUAAGCACAGAAGGUCACACGCGUGCUUUUGAAUGAAGAAGCUAAGUGAAGGCUGAGGAAGAGAUGUGCGGCAGUAAACAGUGACUUUAUACAGUUAGCUAGUCCAGCGUAAACAAGAAUUGAUGCUAAUACGGAAAUCAUUUACUCGCAUACAAAUGUGGCAUUUAAAUUAGUGACGAACUGCGGACAGAAACAGGUAGCCUAGCCUGUCAGCUAGCUUUUCUUAAAAACAUUAAAUCUUCGCAUACCUUCACUAUGUUGAGGAGCCUUGUUAGACUCCAGAGUCAGUUUGGACAUAUCCUUUCUCCUACUAAAGUGUGCCCAAGAGGUCUGCACUUUGGGUUUGCUUCAAAGUACUCCACAGCCACAGCAGAAAGAAAAAGAUUUUAUCAAGAUGUCAGUAUAUCCCAAGGUGAAGGUGGUGUUUAUGAAAUAAACCUGGAUAGACGGAAACUGAAAACUCCUGGAGGGAAGUUGUUUACGGUGCCAAAUGAAGCCCUGGCCAUCGCCGUGGCCACUGAGUGGGAUGCUCAAAGGGACACACUCAAGUUCUACACUAUGCAUGUGACGACGCUGUGCAACACAGCCCUGGACAAUCCCACCCAACGAGACAAGCACCAAAUGAUCACCGCUGCCCUGAAAUUCCUGGAGACUGACACUGUCUGUUUCAGAGUAGAUGAUCCCCCCGCUUUGGUUGAGCUACAGAAGAAUGAGUGGGACCCUGUGCUGCACUGGAUUGAAAACAGAUAUGAUGUCACUAUUGGCUCUUCGUCCAGUAUUUUGGGUCCUGAGAUCCCACACGCAACCAAAGACACAUUCCGGCAACACCUGAAUUCUUACAACUUCUGGUCGCUAACAGGGCUUGAGUAUGUGAUCACCCAGCUGAAGUCCGUUGUACUGUCGAUGGGGUUGAUCGACAGACAUCUGAGUGUGGAGCAGGCUGUGCUGCUCUCCAGACUGGAGGAGGAAUACCAGAUUCAGCGCUGGGGAAACGUGGAGUGGGCCCAUGACUACGACAUGUACGAGCUGAGGGCACGGACUGCUGCUGGAGCUCUUUUUGUUCACCUCUCAUCUGAGAGUUCAACUGUCAAACGCAAACUAAUGCAGGACUGAGAAGAAUAUGCCCAAACAUAAAAACUUUCAGUGAGCACACAUCAAAUAUGCCCUCCAACUGAAAGCACCUCACGUUAUCCAUGCUUCUAUAUCCAUGCAGACAACACAUCCUGUUUGUUCUAUUGAGCAGUGACAGCUGCUUUGUCUGCAGUCUGUUGUCGAGUCAUCUCACUCCAGACAAAAACAUUGGCUGUCUUUUUUGCAGUGUUUAUAUGUGGCAGCUGCCAAGUGUGCUACCCCUCCGAGUUUCCAAGCGGUUCUCAGUCAUCUGUAACAUUUUGGACACUGUGCAAGGUUGUGACUAAUGUUGUUGUUUGAUUGGUGUUGGAAUGUGAACUCCAUGUCUGCUUUUUCUGUGGGCCACAUUUGAAUACUGCAAAGUGUGUAUACAUAAUAUGCUAAGCUAACAGCACACUACCCAUACCAAAUGUGAUGUGUGUAGUGCUUUGUAAUGCUACACUGUAUGUAAAAUAAACUGCAUUCAGAUUAUUUUCUGUAAUUAAGAUCAUUAUCCAUGUAUGUAUUUUGGCCUUUUUAGUGUGGUAAUGAGUUGAAAUUUAAAUGCUGUACACCGAAAGCCUGCUCAGUAGUACCUUCUACUUCUCUUUCUACAAAAAGUUUAACUUGAGUCAAAAAGUAAACUGCUUCCUCAUACUGUAGACAUUUUCAUGUCCAGAGCUGAAGGUAAAUAAAAGGAUGACUCAUGUUUUUCCUGCCCUUACUGUCUAUUUUAAGCAAAAUGUGAGUACUGUAAAUUAAAACCCAAAUAAGACAAAAAAAA
This is a messenger RNA of Centropristis striata (black sea bass), 2048 nucleotides long. RefSeq names its product ATP synthase mitochondrial F1 complex assembly factor 2 (gene atpaf2). The transcript is spliced from 8 exons. Gene Ontology annotation, cellular component: mitochondrion. Gene Ontology annotation, biological process: mitochondrial proton-transporting ATP synthase complex assembly. Lineage: Eukaryota; Metazoa; Chordata; Actinopteri; Perciformes; Serranidae. The record is from RefSeq and is a predicted model, not a curated record. Bases 410 to 1267 code for a protein of 285 amino acids.